Molecule: messenger RNA, 2108 nt
Organism: Exophiala viscosa
Lineage: Eukaryota; Fungi; Ascomycota; Eurotiomycetes; Chaetothyriales; Herpotrichiellaceae
Product: protein kinase
Exons: 1
Coding region: 56-1657 (533 amino acids)
Biological process (GO): rRNA processing; positive regulation of transcription by RNA polymerase I
Cellular component (GO): nucleolus
Molecular function (GO): protein binding
Source: RefSeq, a predicted model, not a curated record
GAAACAACAUUGAUUUUAUUCCUGCCCAUGCAUCUCAUGUCGCCAAUUGCUCAACAUGGCUGCUGAGGUUCAGCCACUCGCUCAGGUCAAGCUACCUGCGCGGCCUUCAUCACUCACUCCGGAGCAGUCAUAUUGGCGCACCUUUAGGUCACCAGUGAACGUCCCAUCACCUACCAAGCAUGCGGUAACCCACAUCUCGCAGCCACAGCCAGUAUCGGCUGGACAGACCCCUGCCGACUUCUUUGUCGUCACCACUGGCGCUCGAGUUCAAUUGUUCUCCCAGAAGACACGAAAACUCCUCAAGACCAUCACUCGGUUCGACGAUACAGCCUACGGCGGCGAAGCGCGGUACGAUGGACGAGUACUUGCCGCAGGAGACGAGACAGGCGCCAUUCAAGUGUUUGACGUGAACUCCAGAGCCAUCCUGAAGACAUGGAAAGAGCAGAAACAGCCGGUUCACAGCGUCAAGUGGAAUCCCAGAGAUAGCACUUCUCUUAUGAGUUGUGGCGAUGAUAGGACGGUCAGACUAUGGGACCUCCCAAGCGAAACCAGCGUCGAGACCUUCCGUGGUCACCACGACUACGUUAGAACAGGCGCGUUCCUCCCUGGUCAAUCCAGCAACCUACUUGUCUCAGGCAGUUAUGAUCAGACCGUUCGACUCUGGGAUCCUCGCACACCGAAUGGGUCGGUCAUGACAUUCAAACAUAUCGCUUCGGUUGAAGACGUUCUCUGCAUGCCAUCUGGCACAGCCAUUCUGGCUGCAGCUGAGAGUCAGAUCGCGGUAUUGGACAUUGUCGCAGGCAGACCCUUACACAUGAUGAAGAACCACCAAAAGACAGUGACAUCCUUAUGCCUGGCUUCAAAUGAUACGAGAGUUGUGAGCGGAGCACUUGAUGGGCAUAUGAAAGUCUUCGAGACUACUGGGUGGAAUGUCGUCGCCGGCUCAAAAUAUCCUUCCCCCAUUCUGUCGUUGGCUGUCAUUGCCUCUGGGAAUCCCCGAGAAGACAAGCACGUCGUGGUGGGUAUGUCUACAGGACAGCUGAGCAUCAAAACCCGGUUGUCCGGCGAGCAGAAGGUCAAAGAGCGGGAAAGGCAGAAACAGAUGGAAGCCUUGAUUGCUGGCACGAUCGAAGAGUACGACAAGAAGCAGGCCAAGAAGCGACCCCGAGGGCUAGAGAGACGUCUGAGAGGCCGAGAAUAUGCCGGUGAAGAUGCCGACAUCAUCGUCGAAGGAAACGUGCGAGGAAAGCAGAAAAAGCUGGCUCCUUGGGAGAAGGAAUUGCACAAGGGAAGAUAUCGUGCAGCCUUGGAUAUCGCAGUUCAAUCCGCAGACAAGAUUACCAUCGUCACUCUCCUCAACACCCUUCGAUACCGGUCAGCGCUGCGUGCUGCUCUCGAUGACCGAUCCGAGAAUGAACUCCAACCCAUUAUGAGCUGGGUCUGGAGAAACAUCACAAAUACCAGUUUCGUGCCUUUGUGCGUGGAAGUAUCAAUGAACCUCAUGGAUUUGUACUCCAGACAUCUGGCCGAGAGUGAAACGCUUGCCAGACAGGUCAAGAAGCUGCGCGAAAGAGUGCAGGAAGAAGUGCAACGGGCGCAGCAGGCCGGAAUGACCAAGGGAAUGCUGGAACUUUUGACUCCUGAAUUGGCCGUCUGAUAGGACAACCCAGAUGCCGUCAAGCAGGAGUUGUGAUGGGAUUUCUCACUUGGUACGGAGCAAUGGGCAGUCAAUCUCGCCGAUUGAGCAGUUGCCCAUGUCAAUCUGGUUCGGUACCUUGACAGAAGAGUCUGGAGCAUGCAUUCAUACCAAAGCCAGCAAUGCAAGUCUGGUCGCAGAAUCGAACGAAUGAUACGCGCGACACAAUCACAGCCCGGUCACGACAACGGAGAGAUCACCGUCAACCUCCAACUGGCCCCAACACAAAUUCUCGGAUUUCUGGAUAAUCAUCCGGAUAGAUGUCUUGAAAUGUACAGACACUUUGGUCAUGGACCUCUCGGGACCAAUUAUUCCAAGGCGGGUCGAGUACUGUUUGCGGCAAAGCCACAUCAUCGUGAUCACGCAAAAACCACAAAAUAUGAGGGGUUCCUGAUAACGUCAAACAUAAAUU